Messenger RNA from Saccostrea cuccullata (small rock oyster), 560 nucleotides. RefSeq names its product putative nuclease HARBI1. The record is from RefSeq and is a predicted model, not a curated record. NCBI's taxonomy places the organism in Eukaryota, Metazoa, Mollusca, Bivalvia, Ostreida, Ostreidae. The transcript is spliced from 2 exons. Bases 162 to 560 code for a protein of 132 amino acids.
ACAUAUUUACGAAAGUUCUUAGACGUAGACGUAGACGUAAAUUCAGACGUCGCGUGGAUUUACGUCUAAAACCGUAUUUACAAAAAAUCGUAGACGUUAAAUUACGUCAUAAUUAAACGUAAAUCUACGUCUACUGUGCACCUACACGUAUCUUCGAAAAAAUGGCAGCACUCUUACUUUCAAUAGCUAGAGAUCGUAGUUUACGACGACAGCGAGUGUUCAGGGACAGAACAAAUCCCUUAGAGUAUUACAGCGACAUCGAACUGAUACAAAGGUAUCGUUUUCCACGAGCUACUAUCGUCGAGUUUGUUAACAUGGUUCAAAACCGGUUGGAGAGACCCACGAACAGGUCGAAUCCUUUGCCUGUACCUUCCAUGGUAUUGUCAACUCUGAGAGUCCUGCCAAAAGGCGACUUUCAGUCCGAGGCAGCAGAUAUCCAUGGCAUUUCACAGCCGUCCUUCAGCAGGACCUUCAUGGAUGUCGUAGAUGCCCUUAAUCAGAGUCUGAACAACAUCGCCUUCCCCUCUGGACAAGCAUUCAUAUUAUGUACUACUACAUAG